CCUAAUUGUUGUGAUAAACUUAUUAAAUAGAAUAUGUCCUUGGUAGAACAGAAUCAGUUAGCCGAAAUUGGAAGUUUAGUAUAUCAAGAAGAACCGGCAGUUGAAGCUGAACAGUGGCAAGUUCUUAACGAUGAAUAUGAUCAAGCUUAUUCGGCAGAGCAAGAAAUUGAAGUUGAGCUUGCCAUAUUUUCAAAAGGGCACGGACUUUUGAGUCCAAUGCAGGUUUUUGAAAUCAUCUUUUCCGAAACGGUUGAUGACGCGUUGCCUGAGUACCCAGAAACUAAUGGAUAUUACGUCGUGUCAUCAGCAGGAUCUGCUUCAAACUGCGACACUUCGGGUCUUGACUUAUGGUCAUGGUCUCCCUUCUCAACUCGAAACAAGCUGUAUUACAGGUGUAUUUCAAAGUACAAUACCAUUAUCGCUAUUGAAGCGUACCAGGAAGAUGCGGAAGACUUGACAGAAGCGCCGAAGUUCUACAUCAACAAAAGAGACCGAUCAGCAACCGACCAAGGGUUGCUCGUACGGCACUACGUGGAUGCUGUGCAUAUAUACAGAAUAUGCCGAAAAGCUGAUAUUCAUGCAACGAAUCCAAACUUCAGAAGACACGUGAUGUGGAUUGAGGCUAUAGAACCUAAUCAGCAAGAGUCACCAUCGAAGAAAGUGAUUGAAUAUAUGUGGAAGGGAAAGUCAAAACCAGAUACCCUGUACGGAAUGCAGCUUGAGACAGAUAAAAGAAUUGAAGACGACAAUGUCACCCCCCGAAAGAAACCAAAAUUAGAUAGAACUGAAAAUAUAGUUCAUUCUCCUUCACCGCACAAAAUCAGACCAAUAUUUAAAGUACACGUCUCUAAUUUGGACCCCCAAGUCACCGACACUGACAUCCAGGACCUGUUCUCCGAUUUCGGUGUGAUGAAAUUCCAUGCCGUGCACUACUCAAAGGACUGUGUCUCUCUGUGUUCUGCGGAGGUGCACUAUAGUUCCAAGCAGGCUGUGGAAGCAGUGGUUAAGCAGUACAACGGUGUUCCCUUGGACGGAUGGCCGCUAUGUUUAGCUUCAAUUAACCAAGCUGGCGAAAUUCCUGUCCAAGAUUCUUCUGAAGUUACAACACUGACCAAAGUGCACGUGUCUAAUGUGGGACCAGAGAUAUCAGACGACCGUCUUUCUGAUUUAUUCUCGGCAGUUGGUGGGACGAAAAGAUGUGUGGUGCAUCAUACAGCUUCAGGGAAAUCACUUGGAACUGGUGAAGUCGCUUUCGAAACAUUGACUCAAGCUGCCGAAGCAAUCAAGAAAUUCGACCAUACUGCUUUGGAGGGUUGGCCCCUAAGAUUGGCAAUCAUAGGCCAUUCAGCCAGUGCAGAUAGCUAAACUGGCCUUCUCAUGAACUCUCCAAGAUUAAGUUUUGAUUAUUUGCGUUUGUUUGUGAUUUUUUAAGUGAAAGUAGUGGGUUUCAAUUGUGAUGUUAGUUUCACAAGUUUUAUUUAAUAAAUUGUGUAGAAAUGCAUUUUCAAA
Molecule: messenger RNA, 1509 nt
Organism: Symsagittifera roscoffensis
Lineage: Eukaryota; Metazoa; Xenacoelomorpha; Acoela; Convolutidae
Exons: 7
Coding region: 34-1365 (443 amino acids)
Biological process (GO): mRNA export from nucleus
Cellular component (GO): nucleus
Molecular function (GO): mRNA binding
Source: RefSeq, a predicted model, not a curated record